GGCAUCGUAGUCGAGGUCACGUGUGGGCGGCGCAAUGUCAUCGCGAGGAGAGCCAGCUAUGUUUGCGAGAGGACUAGCAAAACCAGCGCGCUGCUUUUCGGGAGAAACGGUACUCUUGUAUGAUUUUUCGACUUGUGAGCCUUAAGAAAAUUUCUCUCACAUGUGAGCAAGAUUCUAAUCGCUGGAUGACAACUGCAACAUCAUCAUCAAUCAUCAUCAACAGGUAUCUUCUUCGAGCGUGUGCUGCUACUGUUGCUACGGUGUCACUUGGCCUUUCUCCUGCAUUCACUCCUCUUGCUGGUGGCGCAGCUACCGGGUGUUGGUGCUAUCAUGCUAUGCGCGCUUUUGCAGUGUGUUGCUGUGGACCGGUCACUUACCUACAACGUUGACUCGUACGUCGCAUGGGAC
This is a messenger RNA of Amoebophrya sp. A25, 408 nucleotides long. The record is from the annotation of a GenBank genome assembly. Lineage: Eukaryota; Dinophyceae; Syndiniales; Amoebophryaceae.